AGCCUCAACAUGGCAGUAACAUUUUUGCUCUUUCAAGUGGUCGUGGCUCUCCUUGCAGUCGUUUUGUAUUAUGUGCAUCGCAAUUUAUCGUACUUUAAACGUCGAAAUAUUCCACAUGAAUCUCCACAUUGGUUGAAAGGAAAUUUGAGAGAAUUACGCAGUACUCGCAACUUUCAUGACAUCUACGAGGCUUACUACAAUAAGUUUAAGAAACUCAGAGUACCCUUUGUGGGUCUAUUUAUACAUCAGAGGCCGGCUGUUUUCGUUAUGGAUUUGGAAUUGGUCAAGCAUAUUCUUAUUAAGGAUUUUUCCAAUUUCUCCGAUAAAGGAAUAUACUAUAAUGAAAAGGAUGAUCCGAUUUCUGCACAUUUAUUCAACCUUGAUGGACCACAAUGGCGUGUUCUGCGAAAUAAAAUGUCCUCCACCUUCACAUCAGGCAAAAUGAAGUUCAUGUUUCCCACAGUGGUCGCGGUGGCAAAUGAAUUCAUGGCCGUAAUGAACGAGAAGUCUCAAGAGAAUUCAGUCCUGGAGAUACGCGAUUUAAUGGCCAGAUUCACCAUCGAUGUGAUAGGAACUUGUGCCUUUGGACUCAAAUGCAAUAGUUUACGUGAAGAAGACGCCGAGUUCUUGCAAAUGGGCAGAGCAACCUUUCAAGAGAAAAAUCAUUGUAAUUUAGUACUUGCCUUCAUGGAGAGUUAUCCCUACUUGGGUAGAAAAUUGGGAUUGGUAAGAACUACAAAACGUGUUCAAGAUUUUUACAGCCGAAUUGUUAAAGAAACAGUGGCUAUACGUGAAAAGGAAAACAUCAAGCGAAGUGAUUUUAUGGAUCUCCUUAUUGAGCUCAAGAAUAAGAAGAAUUCAGAUCAAGAUCAUGCAGAAGAAUCCAAGGGCAUUACUAUAGAGGAGGUAAUAGCCCAAGCAUUUAUAUUUUUCGUUGCGGGCUUUGAAACUUCAUCAUCAACAAUGGGUUACGCCCUGUACGAGUUGGCUAAAAAUCCACAUAUUCAGGAUAAAGUUAGAGCUGAGGUCGAACAGGUAUUCGAAAAACACAAUCAACAGUUUACCUACGAGUGCAUGAAAGAUCUCAAGUAUUUAAAACAAGUGAUAUCGGAAACCCUGCGUCUCUAUACCAUUGUGCCUCAUCUCAAUCGUCAGGCCUUGAAACGCUAUGUGGUACCGGGAAAUCCGAACUAUGUAAUAGAAGCUGGUCAAGCUGUAAUUAUACCGGCUGCAGCUAUUCAUCGCGAUCCUGAAAUUUAUCCAGAUCCAGAAGAGUUUCAACCAGAACGCUUCUCCCCUGAGGAAUGUGCCAAACGAGAUUCAGUGACUUGGCUUUCCUUCGGAGAUGGUCCACGUAAUUGUAUUGGCCUUCGUUUUGGUGAAAUGCAGUCACGUAUUGGUCUCGCCCUCCUUAUCAAGAAUUUCAAGUUCUCAACCUGUGCCGAAACUCCUAAAACUUUGGAAUAUGAUCCCAAUUCAUUUGUUCUUGGCGUUAAAGGCGGCAUUCAGCUGAAAGUUGAAGCCAUUUCAUACGCUAUAUGUAUAUAUAGAGGCUUUUGCCUCGGGGAACUCCUCAGUAGUCGACGGUCAGUGUGCUGGGGCAUUAAGAUGGGACUAACAUUUUUACUAUUUCAAGUGGCUGUGGCUUUGUUCGCCAUCGCUUCAUAUUAUAUAUAUCGGAAUUUAUCGUACUUUAAACGCCGGAAUAUCCCACACGAAACUCCACAUUGGCUGCAUGGAAAUUUAAAAGGAUUACGGAGUACACAUAAUUUUCAUGACAUUUUUGGAGCUUACUACAACAAGUUCAAGACUCUCCAAGUUCCCUUUGUGGGACUGUUCGUACACCAGAAGCCGGCUGUAUUUGUUACGGAUUUGGAAUUGGUCAAGCAUGUUCUGAUCAAGGAUUUUUCAAACUUUUCCGACAAGGGCUUGUAUUAUAAUGAAAAAGAUGAUCCUAUAUCGGCUCAUUUAUUCACCCUGGAUGGUCCACAAUGGCGUCUAUUAAGGAACAAAAUGUCUUCCACUUUCACAUCGGGCAAAAUGAAGUUAAUGUUUCCCACCGUGGUAUCGGUGGCAAAUGAAUUUAUCGCCGUAAUGCACGAGAAGUCUCAGAAGAAUUCAGUUUUGGAGAUACGCGACUUGAUGGGUCGAUUUACAGUUGAUGUGAUAGGAACUUGUGCCUUUGGAAUUGAAUGCAAUAGUUUACGUGAUGAAAACGCCGAGUUUUUGCAAUAUGGCAAGUUAACUUUAGUUGAGAAACGUCAUGGCAAUCUUAUAAUUGCAUUUAUGGAAAGUUUCCCAAAACUCGCCAGACGUUUGAGGUUGGCGCGCACUGCAAAACGUGUCGAGGAGUUUUACACCAGAAUUGUUAAACAAACAGUGGCAAUCCGUGAAAAGCAGAAUAUCAAGCGAAACGAUUUCAUGGAUCUCCUAAUCGAACUGAAAAACAAAAAGAAUUCAAAUCCGGAUAACAAUGAGGGUCUAACUAUGGAAGAAGUUAUUGCCCAAGCCUUUGUAUUUUUCAUUGCUGGCUUUGAGACUUCUUCGUCCACCAUGGGUUUUGCUCUCUACGAAUUGGCUAAGAAUCCACACAUUCAGGACAAACUGAGAGCUGAGGUGGAAGAGGUAUUCGAAAAACACAAUCAACAGUUUACCUACGAGUGCAUGAAGGAUCUCAAGUACUUGACUCAAGUGAUGUUUGAAACACUUCGUCUCUACACGAUUGUACCUCAUCUCAAUCGUCAGGCCUUGAAGCGUUAUGAAGUGCCAGGACAUCCGAAUUUCAUAAUUGAAGCUGGACAAUCUGUAAUUAUACCCGCUGCAGCUAUUCAUCGUGAUCCGAAACUCUAUCCCGAUCCAGAAGAGUUCCGACCAGAACGUUUCUCACCAGAAGAGUCGGCCAAUCGAGAAUCAGUGGCUUGGCUUCCCUUUGGCGAUGGUCCACGUAAUUGCAUUGGUCUUCGUUUUGGCCAAAUGCAGGCACGUAUUGGUCUGGCUCUUCUCAUCAAGAAUUUCAAAUUCUCAACCUGUCCAGAGACUCCAGAUCCCUUGGUUUUUAAUCCAAAGUCAUUUGCGCUGGGCAUGACAAGUGGAAUCAAUCUAAAGGUGGAAGCAAUUUAAGGGUGAAAAGUUUUUGUUAAGUUUGUACAUAGAGAAAACUUAAAGUUAUUGGAGCCAAAGAUAAGAUGAUAUAAAAAUUAAAUGUGAUGCAUAUAUAAAUUUUAUCAAGAACAAUA
Drosophila willistoni is the source of this 3236-nucleotide messenger RNA. RefSeq lists its product as uncharacterized. Lineage: Eukaryota; Metazoa; Arthropoda; Insecta; Diptera; Drosophilidae. The coding region runs from base 10 to 3120 and encodes 1036 amino acids. Gene Ontology annotation, molecular function: iron ion binding; monooxygenase activity; heme binding. The record is from RefSeq and is a predicted model, not a curated record. The transcript is spliced from 4 exons.